AUGUCCAGCCUGGCGGCGCCGCCCCGCCUCCUCCUCCUCGCGGGCCGGGGUCUUCCGGGAGUCCGGCCGCGGCGCUCCAUCAUCGACAUGUCCUACUCGGCUCACUUCAUGGAUUUUAAAGGCGCCUCCAUCGCGAGCACCAUGAAGAAGCUGGUCGUCACCGAGCUCAGCCCCCGGUUCCGAGAGGCCGUCUCCGUCCGCACCGUGUCGGUUCCGACGCCGGGAGACGCCGAGCUGCUCGUCAGGAAUCGUUUUGUGGGGAUCAACGCCUCUGACAUUAAUUACUCCGCAGGCCGGUACGACCCCUCCGUGAAGCCUCCCUUUGACGCUGGUUUUGAGGGAAUCGGCGAGGUCGUCGGCCUCGGACUCAGCGCCAGCUCACGCUACGCUGUUGGAGACGUCGUGGCCUACUUUGGCAGCGGUGCGUUCGCAGAGUACACGGUGGUUCCAGCCAAAGAAAGCGUUCCUGUUCCCUCGGUGAAGCCGGAGUUCCUCACCCUGCUGGUGAGCGGUGCCACGGCCUGCAUUGCCUUGAAGCGUCUGGGUGACCUGGCCAAAGGCGAGACCGUCCUGGUCACGGCCGCGGCGGGAGGAACGGGGCAGUUCGCCGUGCAGUUCGCCAAACGAGCUGGCUGCCACGUGAUCGGGACUUGUUCCUCUGACGAGAAGGUCGGCUUCCUUAAAUCCAUCGGGUGCGACAGACCGAUCAACUACACCACGGAAGAUCUCGGUGCAACGCUGAGGAAGGAGUACCCAGCAGGCCUAGACGUGGUGUACGAGUCAGUCGGAGGCAGCAUCUUGGAACUGGCAGUGAACAGUCUGGCUAAUAAAGGCCGGCUGAUCGUGAUCGGCUUUAUUUCAGGCUAUCAGAGCGCGUCGGGGAUCCCACCCUUCAGAGGAGGAACUCUGCCCGUCAAACUGCUCCAGAAGUCGGCCAGCAUCCGGGGUUUCUUCCUGCCCCACUUCCUCAGCGACUACAGGGAGGCUCUGAGCAGCAUGAUGCAGAUGUUCGCCAAAGGGGAGCUGGUGUGUGAGGUGGACUGUGGGGAGACGUCAGAGGAGGGGAGGUUUGUGGGCCUGGACUCUGUUUUCAGAGCUGUGGACUACAUGUAUGCUGGGAAGAACCGGGGGAAGGUAGUCGUAGAAGUGACUCCUCCUGCAAGUCAUAGCAAGCUGUGAUUGAACUGAACUACCAGGGCGGCUUUAUUGUCUUAAAGUCUCAACAACAAGCAAUAAGACGGAUUAUUUAAUGAAUAGACAAACUGAAAAUUGUUUUAUAAAAUGAUUGUUUUUGUGAGAUUUUUUUAAGAACUUCU
Molecule: messenger RNA, 1316 nt
Organism: Nematolebias whitei (Rio pearlfish)
Lineage: Eukaryota; Metazoa; Chordata; Actinopteri; Cyprinodontiformes; Rivulidae
Product: prostaglandin reductase 3
Exons: 2
Coding region: 1-1179 (392 amino acids)
Cellular component (GO): mitochondrion
Molecular function (GO): oxidoreductase activity; zinc ion binding
Source: RefSeq, a predicted model, not a curated record